Molecule: messenger RNA, 654 nt
Organism: Enterobius vermicularis (human pinworm)
Lineage: Eukaryota; Metazoa; Nematoda; Chromadorea; Rhabditida; Oxyuridae
Source: the annotation of a GenBank genome assembly
AUGAAUUCGCUUAAGGUAGCCGUUUUCUGCUGGCUUGUUGUAGCUGCAGCAACGCAGUCGUUUCGUCAAAACGGUGACAAAAAUCAGCAGGAACAAUUUCCCGGCAAUGGAAAUCAAGGACAGUUCUCAGGUAAUGGGAAUCAGGGACAACGCCCAGGUAAUGGUAAUGAGGGACAGCGCCCAGGUAAUGGGAAUCAAGGACGAUUUCCCGGCAACGGAAACAAAGGACAGUUUUCAGGUAAUGGAAAUCAGGGGCAGCGCCCAGGUAAUUGGAACCAGGGACAAUUCUCUGGCAACGGAAAUCAAGGACAGUUCUCAGGUAAUGUAACUCAGGGACAGCGCUCAGGUAAUGUAACUCAGGGACAGCGCCCAGGUAAUUGGAACCAGGGACAAUUUCCCGGCAAUGGAAAUCAAGGACAGUUCUCAGGUAAUGGGAAUCAGGGACAACGCCCAGGUAAUGGUAAUGAGGGACAGCGCCCAGGUAAUGGGAAUCAAGGACGAUUUCCCGGCAACGGAAACAAAGGACAGUUUUCAGGUAAUGGAAAUCAGGGGCAGCGCCCAGGUAAUUGGAACCAGGGACAAUUUCCUGGCCACGGAAAUCAAGGACAGUUCCUAGGGAAUAGAAACCAGGGACAGCGAUUUGUCCAAGUGUAG